AAAAAAAAAAAAAAAGAAACAGCGAAGGGAAGGCUUAUUUAGGGUUUAUAUCAUAUUCCAUUCCACCGCCUGCCUGCCUGCCUGCACUUUCAUUCAUUCAAUUCAUCAAAAACAUUAAAAAUGGGUGAUACUUAUAAUAAUAAUAAUAAUAAUAUUAAAGCAACAACUACAAAGAAGAAUAAGAAAAAGCCCAGAAUCCGAAAAUCAAACCACCCAAAAUCCCAACAAGAAUCACCUCAUAAUAAUCCAAUUAUUCAUGUUGUUAGCAGUGAUGAUGAAGCUAAUGAUGAUUUAAGUUUGAAGAUUGUACAAAAAUCAAUCCUAAGAACUUGUAGUAGUAAAUCUUCUGCUGCUAAUGCCCCUCCUUUAUCAGCAUCACAACCUCCUUCUAAACAAGUCAAGAAGAAAAAAGUCAAAAAGAAGAAAACUAACACCCUUACUCCAAUUUCAACUAAACAAGAUGCUGCUGCUGCUGAUUCUCUUUUGGUUAAAGACGGGGAGACAAAAGAGGAGGUUGAUGCACCGAAAGAGACGGAUAUGACAGUGGAGACAAAAGAGGAGGUUGAUGCACCGAAAGAGACAGAUAUGACAGUGGAGGUGGAUCCAUCGGACAAAUCUGAUAAUAUUGUUCUGCGACAGCUUCUUAGAGGACCUAGGUAUUUUGAUCCUCCUGAUAACAGCUGGGGAAAUUGCUAUAAUUGUGGUGAAGGUGGUCAUGCAGCUGCAAAUUGUACAUCAGCUAAGCGAAAGAAGCCUUGUUUUGUUUGCGGGAGUUUGGAGCACAACGUGAAGGAGUGCACCAAGGGGAAAGACUGCUUCAUCUGCAAGAAGACUGGACAUCGUGCUAAGGAUUGCCCAGAGAAAUCCAAUUGGAGAUCUCAAAAUGCUAAAAUAUGUUUGAAAUGUGGUAAUUCAGGGCAUGAAAUGUUCUCAUGCAAGAACGAGUAUUCUCCGGAUGACCUCAAGGAAAUACAAUGUUAUGUAUGCAAGUGCUUUGGCCAUCUUUGUUGCAUAGACUAUGGUGAUGAAGGUCCACGAGAAGUUUCCUGUUACAGAUGUGGUCAGUUGGGCCAUUUUGGUUGGGAAUGUGCAAGCCUGUAUGCAGAAACAAGCCAAGCAACCAACACCGAGACACCUAGCUCAUGCUACAGGUGUGGUGAGGGAGGCCAUAUAGCACGUAAAUGCACUAGUUCUGCUAAGAAGGAAAAGAGGAAAAGAGAAGACCCGAGCCCUGGGAAGAAGAAUACAUAUGGAAAUCAUAUAGGAGUGAGGUCCGUGCCUCCUGAUUUUGGUAAAACUCGUAAAAGGAAUAAACCACUAUAUGGACAAGCAAGUCCGUCUCAACCAAAACCAAGGGGUAGAGGUGGUUGGAUAACUGAAGAUCCUGGUGACUAUAGUAACAACCAUGAUUGGGGAUCUCCUAAAACGCCAUCGAGGUAUAGAUCUAAUGAUAGAUUCCAUGGCGAUAAUGGUUAUAGAUCUAAUGAUAGAUACCAUGGUGGUAGUGAUUAUAGAUUUAAUGAUGGAUUUCAUGGUGGUAAUGGUUAUAGAUCUAAUGAUGGAUUUCAUGGUGGCAAUGGUUAUAAAUCUAAUGAUGGAGUUCAUGUUGGUAAUGCUUACAAACCUUAUGAUAGAUACCAUGGUGGUAUUAGUUAUAAUUCCGGCUACCAUAGCAAUGGGAGAAGGUUUGACUAUGAUUAUGUAGUAGGUUCUAGUGGAUACCAACAACCGUUUUCAGCAUCCAGAUAUGGAAACUCAAGUAGUUACGUAAAAAGAGAGAAUGGUAGGUAGGACUAGUUAUGUACGUACACCUUUGCAAAUCAAGUGAGCAUCUGUUGGUGUACUUUUAGCAACAAUGUUGUGUUAGUUUUUAGUUUACAUUGAUAGAAUUUUUGCAGGUAUUCUUUUAGAUACUAAAAAAGUGCAAAAUCCUUAUAUUUUAUUUGUAGUUCUGGGAAAGAUCCAAUCAUAUGGAAGCCCCUUACCGUAUGCACAAUCCUGGAGGGUUCUAAUCAGCUUUAGAUGACUUCCUUCUCAUGACUUCAUGUUAUCAAAUGCUCGUAUUUUACCUUUAAUUUUAUCGCGGCAGAAAAAUGUUGAACUUUGUUAUUGUCAAAGUGAGCGGUAAAACUUACCUGUACAACAUAUAUAUGAAGGGAGCUGAUUCUUACA
Erigeron canadensis is the source of this 2172-nucleotide messenger RNA. RefSeq names its product zinc finger CCHC domain-containing protein 7-like. Bases 121 to 1791 code for a protein of 556 amino acids. The record is from RefSeq and is a predicted model, not a curated record. The transcript has 7 exons. Gene Ontology annotation, molecular function: zinc ion binding; nucleic acid binding. Lineage: Eukaryota; Viridiplantae; Streptophyta; Magnoliopsida; Asterales; Asteraceae.